This is a messenger RNA of Chaetomium fimeti, 1217 nucleotides long. RefSeq lists its product as uncharacterized. Bases 192 to 1115 code for a protein of 307 amino acids. The transcript has a single exon. The record is from RefSeq and is a predicted model, not a curated record. Lineage: Eukaryota; Fungi; Ascomycota; Sordariomycetes; Sordariales; Chaetomiaceae.
AAUUUGCGACACCACUCGCGAGGUACUCCGUCUUAUCUAUGGCUCGGCGUCUCAGCACAGCGCUGGCUGAGCGGCUGAGCGACUCUUCCCCCCCGGACCUCGUCUGCGGACAUAUGGACACGUUAUUGAUCACCGCAUUUUUAUCUCAGGAGCAGCAAUCCCGCGUUUGAAUAAGCUCUCAUCAACGCACAAUGUCCAAACCAACCUAUUUCAUCCCCCCAACGUUCCACAACCCCCCGGAUGGGCCGCUCAGACUCGGACAGCUGAUCGUGGCUGUCGACGACCCCGCCAACGCACUGGACACGCCCGAGCCCUUCCUGCCGCACCAUAUCGAAGUCUACAUCAACGAGCAGACGGUCGUGUCUCACGGCUACACCUCGUCGUCGACCAAGGACCUAGGCCUCUUCGCAAAAGCCGUCCAGGCCGUCGCCGUCAAGGCGGGCGUGGCCUGGUCGGCGCAGCACCAUGCGAGCAUCCUCUCGCAUAUUGAGCGCCUCGAAGUCCGCUUCAUCCAGCCUGAUGACGGCUACGUCAAGGCCAGCUUGCUUCGAACGAAGGUUCAGGAUAAGCUGAGACGGUGGGUGUGGCAGAAGCGCGCGUUUAUGAUCACGGGGCUUUGUAUCGCGCAUCCAUCCAGCGACGUAGCGGAUACUAUCGCUGUGGAGAAUGCUAGGAAGGGAUACGUUGGGGGCGAAGCAGAGGCCCGCGUCCUCGAGGGGUUGGGCAGCGCCGGGGCUAGAGGUCAUGCCUCGGCGGGUGAUGCAUCAUCGCACUUCCUUAGACUCACGCCUCGGCAGCCGUUUGUCUAUGCCUUUCAGCUGAGAACGUGCCGCUAUGGACGGCGAAAAAUCACGAACAGGCCGGCUACCGAUGGUGCGGUUAUGAGUGAGGGGGAUAAGCCCAGUGGCCAGCGUGACGCGUCAGCCAAGCAGGAUGGCCCGGAGGCGUUCCAAUUCGUUUAUGACGAAGUUGCGGAGGAGGACCUUUCGUUGGAUGAGCUGGGUUAUGAUGGAGAAGGUCUCACUCUUGUGGGAACUAGUGAUGAAAUUACGGGCGAGCCCUGUAAUGUGAUCAUGUCGACCACCUCGCCUGCGGGAGAGGCAUCGUCGGCGUAGGGAGGGUUUAGUUACCUAGCAAGGGAGGACAUUUUGCGGACUCAAUGACUCUUGAAUCAUAGCGUUAUAGGUACUAAAAUGUAACAGUCCAUCAAGUGGCAA